CAUGUCAAAUUAUAGUAAAAAACUGAAAUUCACAAUAUACAAAUAGAAUUUUAAUGAAAAAUAUACAAAAAUCCAGUAUUUAUUUGGCAUUUCUUUGACAUGUGUUGUUAAUUAUUUAAAGUAUCUGAAUUUGUUUAUAUACACAUUUUUAAAUCAAUUAAUUUUUCUGUAAUGGCUAAUAUAGCAACUCAACGAAUAAAAAGGGAAUUUAAAGAAGUGAUCAAAAGUGAGGAGGUUGCAAAAUGUGCUAUAAAAGUUGAGUUAAUUAAUGAUAGCUAUACUGAAUUAAAAGGGGAAAUUGCUGGUCCUCCGGAUACACCCUAUGAAGGAGGCACAUUUAUAUUAGAGAUUAAAGUACCUGAAACGUACCCAUUUAAUCCACCAAAGGUUCGUUUUAUAACUAAAAUAUGGCAUCCAAAUAUCUCUUCUGUUACGGGAGCUAUUUGCUUAGACAUAUUAAAAGAUCAAUGGGCUGCAGCAAUGACUUUACGAACAGUUUUACUAUCCCUACAGGCUUUGUUAUCAGCAGCAGAACCAGAUGAUCCUCAAGAUGCUGUUGUAGCAAAACAAUUUAAAGAAAAUUUAGGGAUGUUUAAAUUAACAGCUAGACAUUGGACGGCUGCUUAUGCAGGAGGUCCCAAUGACUCACCAGAAUGCUCGGAAAAGAUAAAAAGAUUAUUAGAUAUGGGAGUUGAAGAACAUCAAGCUCGUGUAGCUUUAUCAUCAUACAAUUGGGAUCUUGAAAGAGCUACUGAACAAUUAUUUAGUUAGUACCAACAAUUACACUUUAAAACAUCUCUCCCUAAUCCUCUGUUCUUAUAUUUUGUAAAAGAAUAUGAAAGAGUACACGGAAAAUACGUAUGAAAAAUCAUUAUUUGUAUUUUUAAUAUAUACUUUCUUUAAAAAAACACGUCCCAGUAAUCUUAGCCAUCUAGUUUUUCUUGAACGUCUUUAUUUAACCUUUAAAAAUUUCAAAAA
Messenger RNA from Chrysoperla carnea, 978 nucleotides. RefSeq names its product ubiquitin-conjugating enzyme E2-22 kDa (gene Ubc4). The transcript is spliced from 5 exons. The coding region runs from base 172 to 771 and encodes 199 amino acids. Gene Ontology annotation, molecular function: protein binding; ubiquitin conjugating enzyme activity. The record is from RefSeq and is a predicted model, not a curated record. Gene Ontology annotation, cellular component: nucleus. Gene Ontology annotation, biological process: proteasome-mediated ubiquitin-dependent protein catabolic process; protein polyubiquitination. Lineage: Eukaryota; Metazoa; Arthropoda; Insecta; Neuroptera; Chrysopidae.